AUGUUAGAAAAAAUGGCAUUGCGACGAGCCGCCACACCUCUCCUCCGAACGCAGACUCGUGCUGCUUCCUCCACGGAUUUGAAGGAAGUCGUUGCUGCCCAGAUUCCCGGCAAGAUUGCUGAGAUCAAAGAAUUCCGAAAAAAUCAUGGCGGCGAUUCUCUUGGAAAUGUUACAGUCGAUAUGGCUUACGGUGGCAUGCGAGGCAUCAAGGCUAUGGUCUGGGAGACCUCUGUCCUUGACGCUGACGAGGGUAUCCGAUUCCGAGGCAAGACUAUCCCUGAAUGCCAGGAGCUCCUUCCAUCUGCCGUCGAAGGCGGCGAGCCCCUCCCCGAAGCUCUCUUCUGGCUCCUCGUCACCGGUGAAGUGCCAACCGUCGAGCAGACCCAGGCCCUCACCAACGAGUGGAACCAGCGAGCUGGCCUCCCAUCUCACGUCGCUGAGAUGCUCGACAACCUCCCAAAGGAUGUCCACCCAAUGGCCCAGUUCUCCGCCGCUGUUACUCUCAUGAACUCCCAGUCCAAGUUCGCGAAGGCUUAUGCUCAGGGUGUUAACAAAGCCUCCUACUGGGAAUAUGUCUAUGAAGAUUGCAUGGACUGCAUUGCCAACCUUCCUUCCAUCGCCGGAAAGAUUUUCAACAACCUUUACGGUAAGCACGGACACCUUCCAGCCACCGACUCUGGUCUCGAUUGGUCCGCCAACUACUGCAACAUGAUCGGAUUCAACGACCCCCAGUUCGUUGAACUCAUGCGACUUUACUUCACCAUCCACACCGACCACGAAGGUGGCAACGUCUCUGCCCACACCUCCCACUUGGUUGGCUCUGCCCUUUCCGACCCAUACCUUUCCCUUGCCGCUGCCUUGAACGGUUUGGCUGGUCCCCUCCACGGCCUUGCCAACCAGGAAGUCCUCGUCUGGCUCACUCAGCUCAUUGCUGAUCUUGGCUCCAACGAAGUCUCCGAUGAGAAACUCCGGGACUUCAUCUGGAACUCCUCAAGGACUGAUCCCCGAUACACUUGCCAACGAGAAUUCGCUUUGAAGCACCUUCCCGACGACAAGCUCUUCAAGCUCGUUUCUCAGCUCUACAAGAUCGUCCCAGACAUUCUCCUCGAGCAGGGCAAGGCCAAGAACCCAUGGCCCAAUGUGGAUGCUCACUCCGGUGUUCUCCUCCAGCACUACAACCUCACCCAGAUGGAAUACUACACUGUCCUCUUUGGUGUCUCCCGAGCUCUUGGCUGCUUCUCUCAGAUGAUCUGGUCCCGAGCCGUCGGACUUCCUCUUGAGCGACCUAAAUCCAUGUCUACUGAAGGCCUCAAGAAGUUCCUCAAGGUCUAA
Oikopleura dioica is the source of this 1332-nucleotide messenger RNA. Lineage: Eukaryota; Metazoa; Chordata; Appendicularia; Copelata; Oikopleuridae. The record is from the annotation of a GenBank genome assembly.